Zasmidium cellare ATCC 36951 is the source of this 1764-nucleotide messenger RNA. RefSeq lists its product as uncharacterized. NCBI's taxonomy places the organism in Eukaryota, Fungi, Ascomycota, Dothideomycetes, Mycosphaerellales, Mycosphaerellaceae. The transcript has 2 exons. The coding region runs from base 1 to 1764 and encodes 587 amino acids. The record is from RefSeq and is a predicted model, not a curated record.
AUGGCGACAGCCAAUGCGCGCAAACAGCACGAGAAUUCAAACGUUUUCAUGCCGAAGCCUGGCGCCGCUGGCAACAGGAGGCGGUCAGCCCACGGACCUGCCAAAAGGCCCGUGACGAGGCCUCUCCCACCUGGUCGCACUUCCACUGGAGGCGUCCAGCAGUCUACCUCUAUCAAUAAAGAUAAAUAUACUAGUCAUAAUAAUGUAAAUGGCCAACCGCCACCUGAGCCGUUUCUCGGUCCAGGGCCUGGGUAUCAUGGGCCUGCGCCUGCGCCUGUUGCUCAGAUGACCGCGCCCGGUGACGAGGCACGUGAUGCCGAAGUAGCUACUCUUAGCCAACAGCUUAAAAAUCUCCCAAGCAGCCUGACGCCUGCCGUGGUGAGCGACAGUGAAGCCUCAUCGUCAGAGCCUGGUGAGGUAGCAGAGAUUCAGGAGUCGCUGCCUCAACAGCCGCUUCCGCAAUCUGUUCAACCUGCUGUGCCUUCCACCCAGCCCUCUGCUGUACCGUCGAUUGACUUGGGCGAGAGAACUCGACGUGCUGCUGCUGUUAAAGCUGGUCAGCAAAUCGAGGAGCUCGAAGCUUCUCUCAACCGGCCUCUCUCGCAGACGGAGGCCGAGUAUUUCAAGAAGGUCUACGAAAUCGAAGCUCGCCGUUCCCAGGAGGAUUCGCUCUUCGUGAGAGGAACCACAGAAGACCAUUUUUCGGACCAAGACAUUGCCGACGAUGAGGACGAGCCUGAGUCGACCCCACCAAGCCCGGUCGUUGCCAACAAGACAACUCCCGCCAGAAAGCGGCCGUCUCCAGAACCCGAAGUCUCUGAUGGAGCCAAGAAGCAGAAGACGUUCUCCACAGACUUUCGCACCAGAGCCUACGAUCGACUCAAGCCUGAGGGCAAAAUUCAAAGAGAUGCACUGCUCUACACGAUCCGCAAGAAUUGGGGACCACGCUGGGAGGCAGAGCUCUCUCAAGACCUAUGGCUGAUCGAUUCGAAGACCAAGAGGCCCCAGAACCCCAAGAACUGGGGAAACCCAGCGCUUGAGAGGAUCAUUCAACUAUCAGCUCUGACCCCCAAGGCGCCCGGUAGAGCUGCUUCGGCUCUCAAAGAGGCUAUUGCUAGACGCACCUCGACUGGUCAGGGAUCUCGACGAUUGGAGCGGGUCGAAGACGUUGAAGUUGCAAAGCAGCUUGUGGCCCAGAACGAUCCACAGGUUGGAAGAGCACCACCGCCUUCACCACCACUUGAGAAUGCGACGCUUGGAGACGUCCUCCGAGCUUCUGCAUCUUCCACUGCGACUCUCGACCACGAAACACCAAGUCGUGGUUCCGCUCGUCGCACCAGUGGUUCAACAAGCGCAAACAUCUCCCCAGCACGCCAGACCGUGGCCGGAGCAUCGUCCUCACCACAAGUCAAACAAGAGUCCGACGAAGCCCCAUUCAGCCCCAAGUCUCCACGCCUCAAUCAACCACGCAAAGUCUACGCCGUCGCGGAGCUCUUCAAGCUGGACAUCGACACGCUCGAGAAGGCCUACCGCAACAGCAUAGCCCAAUGGUCGCAGGUUGAGCGCGAGAUGGCGAGACGUCGGUCAGGCAACAACAAUCUCGUGCCGCUAAACCGAGAGCUGUCAAAGCUGAAUAGCGAAGCGCUGUUCCAGCUGUACCAAGAGUCGUAUGAGCAGAAACUGUUGCUCGUGCAGGAAUUACAGGGACGUACGCCGGAGGUGCUUGGUGCGGACUCGUCUGUGCCCAUGGUGCUUGACGACUAG